Messenger RNA from Carya illinoinensis, 1027 nucleotides. RefSeq lists its product as uncharacterized. The coding region runs from base 93 to 764 and encodes 223 amino acids. The transcript is spliced from 4 exons. The record is from RefSeq and is a predicted model, not a curated record. Lineage: Eukaryota; Viridiplantae; Streptophyta; Magnoliopsida; Fagales; Juglandaceae.
AGGACAUCAAGAGAAGAUACACUUUAAUCCGAUCUAGCUACGAUGCCGGGGAUGAAAGGCCAAAUGGUAAUAGACAAUCCAUUCUUCUGAAUAUGUGUUAUGAGAUGAUAGAUUAUGCGGUUGAAUCUGAGAAGGACUUUGACGAUGCAAAGAAGAAGAUACAAGAGAUGACUGGAUUAUAUCGUCAGAACCAACGACCCUUAUCUAGCGGCCAAACAGUUUCGGAACCUGGGGUUACAAUACUAGAUGGGGCUGUAGUUGGUAGCUCACAACAAGUCAAGAGUCCACUUGUUGUCAGAGGAAAAGGAAGACCUCCGUCUCUUAGACGAGCAUCCAGGAUGGAGACAGAAAUGCGGAAGGUUAAAGCCAAACAGAAGAAAGCACAAGUGGUUCAAAAACGCAAACAGCGAGAUGAAGGAGAUACAGUACCUAUGGGCACAAAACGGAGUUUAUUUGGGCCAUCAGAAGCAGAUGCAUAUUCCAACCACGGACAAUUUACGGUUAUGGACAGUAGUGGGACCACGCAAAGUGUUCAGUCGUGGUAUUUUGGUAGUCAAGGAAGUAAUCCUCCUAUGGUUGGUAGUCAAGGAAGUGUUCAUCAUAUGGUUGGUAGUCAAGAAAGUGUUCAUCCUAUGGUUGGUAGUCAAGAAAGUGUUCAUCAUAUGGUUGGUAGUCAAGAAAGUGUAAGAUCUCUCACUUAUCUAGGCCAUUUUAGUAAUAUUAUUUAUUAUUUGAUCAAGAUUUGUUUAUUUGGAUGGAAAUAGAUUUUUUAUGAUUGGAUGACACACAACCAAAGCGGCCUGGGUGGAGAUGGGUCAAACGCAUGGAUGUAAUGCGUUUGUAUAUUUCAUGUGACUUGGUGUAUUUACAAGGAGGAGGCUGAUGCAUUUUUUGUACACCACAUGAUGUGGUCUAUUUUGCUUUUCCCUCUGAAUUAUUUGGGCAGCUUGCCAGUUAUUUGUAGAUGAGAUCCUAUUUUGUAUAUUCUCUCUGAGAAUUUAAGUGGAUAAAAGGAGGAAGUGGCUGA